CUUUGGGCGUGAGUCAUGCAGGUUUGCAGCCAGCCCCGAAGGGGGUGUACGCGAGCCGAGCACUAUAAAUACGGCGCUUCACGCGGCUCUCCACGCGGCGUCGCCAGGAGGAGCGCACGAGCGCCGGCGCCGCUGACCGAGGCAUUCUUGGGCCCCAGAAUCGGAGGAGGAGGAGGCAAGAUGAAGACUCUGCUGCUGUGUGUGGGGCUGCUGCUGAGCUGGGAGCGUGGGCAGGUCCUGGGAGACCAGCUGGUCUCUGACAAUGAGCUGCAGGAAAUGUCCACUCAAGGGAGUAAGUACAUCGAUAAGGAAAUUCAGAAUGCCGUCAAGGGCGUGCAGGAGAUCAAGACUCUGAUAGAGAAAACGAACGAAGAGCGCAAGACGCUGCUCAGUGUCUUAGAGGAAGCCAAGAAGAAUAAAGAGGAUGCCCUAAAUGAGACCCGGGACUCCGAGAUGAAGCUGAAGGCGUUCCCAGAAGUGUGCAACGAGACCAUGAUGGCCCUUUGGGAAGAGUGUAAGCCCUGCCUGAAGCAGACCUGCAUGAAGUUCUACGCCCGCGUCUGCAGAAGCGGCUCAGGCCUGGUUGGCCGCCAGCUUGAGGAGUUCCUGAACCAGAGCUCUCCCUUCUACUUCUGGAUCAACGGCGACCGCAUCGACUCCUUGCUGGAGAACGACCGGCAGCAGAGCCACGUCCUGGACGCCAUGCAGGACAGCUUCAACCAGGCCACGGGCAUCAUGGACAAGCUCUUCCAGGACCGAUUCUUCGCCCACGAGCCCCAGGACACUUUCUACCACUCCCCCUUCAGCUACCUCCUCAGGAGGCCCUCCCUCCGCCACUCCAAGUCUCGCCUUGUCCGCAACAUCAUGCCUCUCCCCCUGUACGGACCCCUGAACUUCCAGGACAUGUUCCAGCCCUUCUUUGAAAUGAUCCACCAGGCUCAGCAGGCCAUGGACGUCCACUUGCACAGCCCGGCCUAUCAGGCCCCUAACGUGGAGUUCAUCACAGGAGGCCACGAUGACCGCGCAGUGUGCAAGGAGAUCCGCCACAACUCCACGGGCUGCCUGAGGAUGAAGGACCAGUGUGCCAAGUGCCAGGAGAUCUUGUCUGUGGACUGCUCGGCCAACAACCCAUCUCAGAAUCAGCUGCGGCAGGAGCUGAACGAUUCCCUGCGGCUGGCUGAGGAGUUGACCAAGAGGUACAACGAGCUGCUUCAGUCCUAUCAGCGGAAGAUGCUCAACACCUCGUCCCUGCUGGACCAGCUCAACGAGCAGUUUAACUGGGUGUCCCAGCUGGCCAACCUCACCCAGGGCCCAGACCAGUACUAUCUCCGGGUCUCUACGGUGACUUCCCACACCUCCGAGUUGGAGGCCCCCUCCCGUGUCACCGAGGUGGUGGUGAAGCUCUUUGACUCCGACCCCAUCACUGUCACAAUCCCAGAAGAAGUCUCCAGGGACAACCCGAAAUUCAUGGAGACCGUGGCCGAGAAGGCGCUGCAGGAAUACCGCAAAAAGAAGCGAGUGGAGUGAGACGUGAACUUGCUCUUCCACCCACGGGGGCAUCCGCGUCCCGCUGCCACGGAGAUGAGCCGCAGCCCCCCAGAGAGAGCUCUGCAUGUCUCCAGGAGGCUGGGCCCCCCAUCCAACCCGGACCCCGACCCCAGCCAGUCUCUCCACCCUCGGGAUUCUGCCCCCUAGCGCCUGCGUUUGCGGCUCGUGCUCUCACUCGCUCCUGGGAGGAACAGCUCCCGCAUGCAACUAAUUCAAUAAAGCUGCCUGUCAUCCCAAA
Molecule: messenger RNA, 1786 nt
Organism: Lepus europaeus (European hare)
Lineage: Eukaryota; Metazoa; Chordata; Mammalia; Lagomorpha; Leporidae
Gene: CLU
Product: clusterin
Exons: 9
Coding region: 16-1527 (503 amino acids)
Source: RefSeq, a predicted model, not a curated record